CAUAAACAUAAUUAGCUCGGUUUUAGUUUUAUGAAUUCAGUACUCAAUAUUCAUCCAGUAAUGCAUGUGCAACAAUCCAACUUACUUAUAUUUUACUUUUUCUCCCAAGAUAAAUUUACUAAAAUGACGUUAUUAUCGUCUAUUGUUCAUUUUAACAUUUUAAUUUGUUAGAUUAUACAGUUAGAAUUACUCACUAGUAGUAAAGGUCAAAUAUUCCGAUUAGGAUACUUUUGAUUAUUCAUUUAAAUUAUCAUUUAUUUGUUCCUUUUCUUUUAAUUAAUGUACCUAAUUCUAUUGAUCUGAUAAUGAAUGUACAUAAGUGAUUUGACCUGCCUCUGUAACAUACGUACCUCUUGAGAUGGCUGAGAAAUAUGUUUUUACCUUAGGUCAAGAAAUAGAAGAAUAUGCCAAAGAUAAUAUAAAUGAAACAUCGGAAAUUAGAGAUAAGUGUUUGAGUGAAAUUAAAAUAUGGUUACAAGAAGAAAAAUCAAACUUGAAUGCUCGUACGGAGGACAGGUAUAUAUUACCGUUUUUGAGGGGAGCUAAAUUCGAUUUAGAAGAAGCAAAAUCCAAAAUAAUAAGUUAUUACAUUUUAAGAAGAGAUGACGUAAAAUGGUUCACAAACAGGGAUCCUUCUUUGCCAGAAUUGCAAGAAAUAAUCAAAUUAGGAGUAUUCGUUCCCUUGAGAAAGUUGUAUCAUAAUCAACUCGUGAUUCUCGUCAGAACAGCCGCACAUAAUCCCAGAAAACACAGCCAAGAUAACGUUUUUAAAGUCGAUCAUAUGAUUUUGGACAUAGCAGCUCUAUUUGAAUUUGAAGCAGCCCAAAUUUAUGGCGUUAUAUCAGUUUUUGAUAUGAAUGGCGUCGGUGCAAGGCAUGCUGCAGCACUUACUCCAGGCAUCGUCAAGAGAGCAGUAACUGCCUGGCAAAAUUACCAUGUUACUUCUAAAAGCCUCGAUUUUGUAAAUUCCCCUAUUUACCUUAAUGUAAUAUUAAAUAUAUUUAAGAGCUUUAUGAAUGAAAAAAUGAAGAAGACAGUCAAAGUUCACACUAAAGGAUUGGAAAGUUUACAUCAAAUUGUUGACAAAGAUAUUCUUCCUGAAGAAUAUGGCGGUACCGAUGGAAAAUUAGAGGAUUUAAUUAACUUUUGGAAUGAAAAGUUGCUAAACAAAAGAGACUGGUUUCUUGAUGAUGAAAAAUAUAGAGCCGAUUAAUAGUUUUAGAACAUUUAAUAUUUUAAAAAUCCAAAUUUAUGUUUUAGGUAAAUUUAAAAUCAACGAAUUUUUAUGAAAUUUUUGAUUUUUAGUACCUUA
This is a messenger RNA of Psylliodes chrysocephalus, 1312 nucleotides long. The record is from the annotation of a GenBank genome assembly. NCBI's taxonomy places the organism in Eukaryota, Metazoa, Arthropoda, Insecta, Coleoptera, Chrysomelidae.